This is a messenger RNA of Dicentrarchus labrax (European seabass), 2853 nucleotides long. RefSeq names its product cyclin G2 (gene ccng2). NCBI's taxonomy places the organism in Eukaryota, Metazoa, Chordata, Actinopteri, Moronidae. Bases 183 to 1175 code for a protein of 330 amino acids. Gene Ontology annotation, biological process: regulation of cyclin-dependent protein serine/threonine kinase activity; mitotic cell cycle phase transition. The record is from RefSeq and is a predicted model, not a curated record. The transcript is spliced from 8 exons. Gene Ontology annotation, molecular function: cyclin-dependent protein serine/threonine kinase regulator activity. Gene Ontology annotation, cellular component: nucleus; cytoplasm; cyclin-dependent protein kinase holoenzyme complex.
GACGUCGCCAUGUGGGCGUGAACGUUGUGAACAUCAACAAAAGAGAGAAAAAGGAGAAAGGAGAAAGACGAGAAGGACUCUACGAUACAGCAGGACAGAAACAGAUAUGUGGAUUUAACCUGCACUAACAGUGAAAAUAUUGUGCUGAAAACAAAGACAUCCCUUGCUCCAGUGCCAGAGACAUGGACGCCUUCAAGCUGAUGAAGGAGCUGAGGGUGAAUUAUGAGCAGGAGGCUCAUUAUCUCCCUAAAGAGACGGGGUUGAACCUCAUCGAAUCCACAAUGCAGGAUGACCGUCGGAUCUCGGCUAAGUGCAGAAAUGCCAAAGUGGAGGACCUUUGGAGUCUGACCAGCUUCUUCGGUUACAGCACGCAGACCUUCGUCCUGGCUGUCAACCUGCUGGACAGAUUCCUGGCCAUGAUGAGGAUCCAGCCAAAGCACUUGUCUUGCGUCUGCCUCAGCUGCCUCAACAUGGCGGCCAAAGUGACGGAGGAGGAGUGCAACCUGGCGCCCACCGACGAGCUCAUCCGCAUCGGCCAGUGCAGGUUCAGCGUGUCCGACCUCGAGCGCAUGGAGAAGGUCGUCGCCGACAAACUCAACUUCAAGUCCAAAGCCGUCACUGCCUUAACCUUUCUGCACUUGUACCACCAGAUCGUACUUUCACACUCCACAGACAGGAAGGAGACUCUGAGCCUGGAGAAGCUAGAGGCUCAGCUCAAAGCCUGUCUUUGCCGGAUCUCCUUCUCUAAAGCAAAGCCGUCCGUGCUGGCCUUGUCUCUCCUGAGGCAGGAGAUAGAAGCUGUUCGGUCCAAGGACAUGUUGGAGAUAGCCUAUCACAUCCAGAGACACUUGAAGAUUGUGGAUGACGAGCUGCGGCUAUGGAGUGAGCGUGUGGCGCUGUGCCUGUCGGACUACGCCUCCCCCGAAUGCAGCAAACCCAACCACAGGAAGUUGCAGUGGAUAGUGUCGCGGCGGACCGCCCAGAACCUGCACAGCCACCGCAGCGUCCCCGAGCUGCCCACCAUCCCCGAGGGCGGCUGGGAUGAGAGCGAGAGCGAGGACGCCAUGAGUUCAGGUGAAGAGUCUCUCAGCAGUUCUCUGGGCAGUGAUGCCGAAGGGCGCUUCUUCCCUAUGUACCUCCGCCGCCCAAAAUACCACCAAAACCUCCACGCCUGACGCCUCUGCCGCCACGUGCCUUGCCGUCUCCACCCCCAACCUCUUUGCUUUAUCCUAUGUUUUUAAUUUAUUGUUGUCAUAAGCUCCGGUGCUGGUGGAGAAUUGCACAAAAACAGGCAGCUGAGCAGUCCGGACUCUUCCUGGUAGACUUGGUAGAUUUUAGUUUGUAGAUGUAGUGUGUUGGUGCAUGAGAUGUCACAUUCCAGGACGCAAGAUUUUAUGGGUGUACAAGUGAUGUUAUAUGAAAUUUAGACUCGUGCAGUCUGGUCUUUAUGAUGCUGAGCUAGCAGUCAGAUAAAUAACAUCUCAGUGCUGAGGCGUCAGUUCAGACCAGAAAUGGUUCAGGUUAUCGGCAAGAAGGAAAUGAGCUUAAACAUGUGGUGUUUAAUAGACUGUUAUUAAUCUAAGACUGUUUUUAUUAAGGGUGAGGAUGAGUUUUCCUGAUGUACAGAAGCUGAGUGGCUGCAGGCUCGCUGAUCUUACUAUCUUGAUGACAAAUUAUGCCAUUUUUGGUGCUCAUAUUUAUAGUAUAGGAUAGUUGCUCAAAGAAAAGCACAUUGAUAACAAGAUGUCCUUCAAUCUGCUACCUUGAGAUCAGAAUUUUCUCAUGUUGCAAAUUCGGUGAAACGGGUCGAGUUCUCAACUGAAGCUCACAGCCUCAUUAUUAACAUUAGCUCCAAAUGUUAGGGGAUCAAGCUAAACGGAUUCAAAAAGGUACAAUGACAUUCUAUCAGUGCUCAAGCCUGCUCAUGUGUUGGCCUUUGUGGCCUGUUGGUCUGGAGAUAAAUGACUUCAACGUGAACUAGAGGUCUUCACAAGUUUGCCUGGGACCUGACCUGAGGCCUGGCCCAGUUCCAAACUAUAUUCAGUCUAAUCAGGCCUCUUAUUAUCUUGCCUUAUUAUCCUCGAGUGCAUCUUAGAUCUUUGUGUCCCACGUAUCGGUUUCAGUUAUAAAGACUUCUGAAGUAAAGUACCGAAGGGAUAUUGAAGUCUUUAUCUGGAUCACAGGGUUGAAAACUAAAUUUGAGCAUAGUUUGUCGUUUAAGAUAACUGCGUUGUGAUGUUGAUAUGACAAACUGUUGGCGAGCUCAGCCACUCUCAUCUUCUGUAGUCAAGUUCAUUUGCACAGUUUUCUUUUCUCUCAUUUCAAGUGUUAAAUGGACAGACUGGAGGUCUGGGUUUGAAUCUGAAGGGAAACAUGUUAGAAACUGUCCGGCGAAUCCUUCGUUGUCGGGGCAAUGGGGUGAAGUGCCUUGCUCAAAGGCAGCAGGGAGAGAGAUCUGAAUCAGCCUGACUUUCCCCUUCAGAUUCCAACCCCGCUGACACCACAGGGUGCUCAGAAACAAAUAUUUAACGAGUGUGUGUUUGUGGAUGUGUGUAUGUACGACCCUGGUUAAAAGUCAAAGUUGCCAAUUUUAGUAUGUAGCUUCAAAAAAAAAAAGAAUGGUGUUUUGAAACUGUUUAGAGAGAAUGUUGUAUGAACCAAUAAUGCUGACAGUGUCAAAAAAGUCUAAAAAAUGUCAAAAAUGUAAGAAAAUGUCAAUACAAAAACAUGUAAAACUGUAAAUGAUGUACAAAAAAAAACUGUUAAUAGUUCUUUGUAGAUAUUAAGUUAUUUAUUCUCUUUUUGUCACCUGUACUGAAAAAAAGAAAAUCUUAUAAAAAUCUUAUUUUUUAA